Messenger RNA from Pyricularia pennisetigena, 2121 nucleotides. RefSeq lists its product as uncharacterized. The coding region runs from base 1 to 2121 and encodes 706 amino acids. The record is from RefSeq and is a predicted model, not a curated record. Lineage: Eukaryota; Fungi; Ascomycota; Sordariomycetes; Magnaporthales; Pyriculariaceae. The transcript has 4 exons.
AUGCCCACCUUGACGCUCUACCGCAGCGAUGGAUCCUGCUCCAUGGUACCCCAUAUUCUCCUCAAAUACCUAAACAUACCGCACAGGUGCGUCGCGAUGCAAAGCAACGGCGGACCGCGGACGCAGCCCCACCUGGAGGCGGCAGACGGCAGCCUCUCGGCCGAGGACUACACCAAGAUCAACCACAAGGGCGUGGUGCCCACGCUGGUCGUGCAGGACGACGACGGCGGCACCGAGACCAUCAUCACCGAGCUGGAGGCCGUGACGACCUACAUCUCGUUCCUGGCCAAGGACAAGCACGUCUACGGCAGGACCCCGCUCGAGCGCGCCAAGGUGAUGGAAUGGGUCUCGUGGCUGGCGGGGACGGUGCAGAACAAGGGGCUGACGGCCGGCCUGGCCCCGUACAAGUUCACCACGGACGAGGUCGGCUGGCCCGGAGUCCAGAAGCUGGGUGAGCAGCGCAUGAGGGCCGCCUUUGUCAGGAUCGACGAGAAGCUGCGGACCGGCGACACCCAAGGGCUAGGGCUCGGGGUCGAUGGCUACUUCACCGUCGCCGACUUUUACCUGUACCUGUUUUACGUCUGGGGUUACUGGUUCAAGUACGACAUGGCCGACGAGUACCCGGCGCUUAGGGACUUGGUCAGGACGGUCGAGGGGUUGGAUGUCGUCAGGGAAGUUGUCCUACACGAUAAGCUCAAGCUCCAAUUCGCAGAGUACUAUGCCCUGUCGCGCAUCUACGCCAACAGGCCGCACAAGCUGCCGUCCGUCGACGCGUCCUUUGCGGCGACCGGCGGGGCGGGCGGUGGCCGCCACGGCAUCCUGUUCACCAACCGGAUCCGCAACUGCGAGGACGGGAUCGUGGUGCCCGAGCUCGGCGUCGCGUUCCUGAGCUGCGACCCCGGCCGCGACGGCUGGAACACCGUCAUGGGCUCGUUCGCUCAGGACCAAGACGCCAAUCCCGGCGGCCAGAUCUGGCUGUACCGCUACUCCAGGGACGUGGUCGCCGCCGACGAGGACGCGACCAUGAGGCUGCAGAGGCUCGGCCUCUCGGCCUUCCCGGAACCGAAGCUGUUCCACCCCAUCGGCAUCGCCUUCGACCACCCGACGGCGACGCUGUUCGUGCUGAACAACGACGUGCGCGGCCCGCGGCUGGAGGUGUUCCGCUACAGGCCGUCGAUAAUCUCCCCGUCGCUCAAGCACCUCGGGACCAUCGAGCACCCGCUGAUCUACUCGCCCAACUCGGUCGAGGUGGUCAGCAGCACCGAGCUCUACAUCACCAACGACCAUCGCUUCCCGGCCCGCUACCACCCGACCCUGUCCACCCUGGAGAACUACCUGCUCUUGGCAAAGGGUAGCGUCGUGCGGGUGAAGCUGUCGUCCAAGUCGUCGACUAUAGAGUCCAUCCGGACCGUCGCAUCGCUCCCUUUCCCGAACGGCAUCGCGCGUCUCAACGAGUCCACCAUGGCUGUGGCCUCGACCAACACGGCCAGUAUCCAUUUUUACAGCAUGCCGGCGGCGGCGGCGGCGACGACAGCGGGGGAGAAGAAGAAGGAGGAGGACGGAGAGGAAGAGCAGCUGGCGCUGACCGGCGUGGUCAAGUUGCCAUUUCUGCCUGACAACCUGUCUGUGGACGACAAGGGCAAGCUGUUGAUCGCGGGACAUCCCUCACCGCCGGAGCUGAACCAGGUCAGCCGGUCGCGGGCGCUGUGCCAGGACGAGCGGGCACGGAACCCCAAGGCCGAGGAGCCGAAACAUUGCCGCAAGGCCAUGGCGCCGAGUUGGGCGGCCGAGUGGACAGAGGCUGACGGGCUGAGGAAUCUGUACGUCUCCAGAGGCGCGGAGGCGGGUGGCUACGGGACGACUGCGACGGCUGCGAGGGACUCUGCGAGAGGGCUUGGAUUUCUGACUGGGUUGUACGACGAGGGGAUUUUGGCAACCGCAGUUGCUGCAGAAGGAGCGCCCGAUCCCGCUGGCGAGCUCUCCGGUGCCGUCGACAUGCGUCUUGGUGACGGAGUCGGGGUCGUUAUAGGUGACAUUCUAUUUGCGGUGCUGGUCGCUUUUAAGGCAAGUGAACCUCUGGACAAGACAAUCGACCCGGACACGCGGAGCUUACCAAACUAG